AUGCAGAUAUCAUUAACAAACAAAGGAGUAUUCGUUCUUGCCAUAAGUGCCAUCAGUCUCCUCCUAUUUCUCUUCUCUGAUAAUGGCAAGACCGGAUAUGAAGCGAAUCCAGACGUAAUCAGUUUGAGAACAGUGUUUUUGACUACGGUGACAGCUGUGGAGGAAGCUGGUGCCGCAAUAAAAUCCAUGCAAGGUCUUAAAUCCCUCCAUCUGCACAAGAAAUCUGCUGUGCUCCGACUUGAUCGUGCUAACAGUGUAACCAAUGAUGAAAUCGUUACAGAAGCCGAUCUCGUCUCAAACUACGUCAUCAUUCGACGCAUUAAACUUCUACGACCAGAUUUUAUCGUGAGUUUUCUAUUGCAGGAGUAUGUAUUUUUCGUCUCUUUACCUAAAUAA
Messenger RNA from Rodentolepis nana, 396 nucleotides. The record is from the annotation of a GenBank genome assembly. NCBI's taxonomy places the organism in Eukaryota, Metazoa, Platyhelminthes, Cestoda, Cyclophyllidea, Hymenolepididae.